Arabidopsis lyrata subsp. lyrata is the source of this 1574-nucleotide messenger RNA. Its product is annotated as putative F-box protein At5g42430. Lineage: Eukaryota; Viridiplantae; Streptophyta; Magnoliopsida; Brassicales; Brassicaceae. Gene Ontology annotation, molecular function: protein binding. The transcript has 2 exons. The record is from RefSeq and is a predicted model, not a curated record. Bases 163 to 1401 code for a protein of 412 amino acids.
CAAAAUAAAGGAUGCUGAUCGGUUUUUAUUCCUUUAAACCAAAAUCAAAUCGAAUUUAAACCGAAAUCAACAAAGCUUAAUGCCCUAGGCCCCCGAAGACGCCCAAUGAUAUGUAUUCCUCCUAUAUCACUCUCCCUCUGAGUCCGAUCAGCAAAUACGAUCAUGACUUCCAUCCCGAUGGAUCUCAUUCUGGAUAUACUCUCGAGAUUGCCCGAAAAGUCAAUCGCGAGGUUUCUCUGCGUGUCGAAGCUAUGGGGGUCCAUGCUUCGCGGUCCAUAUUUCACCGAACUGUUCUUGACCAGGUCCUUGGCUCGUCCACGUCUGUUAUUCGCAGUCGUAGAAUACGGUGAGUGGAGCUUCUUCUCAUCGCCUCAGCCUCAGAAUCCAUAUGGGAAAUCGUCUCUUGUAGUUGCUGCGGAUUUUCAUAUGAAGUUUUCUAAAGGAAGAAACCCAUACACUAGUAGCUAUGCUAAUGGUUUAAUCUAUUUCUCUAGUAUGCGGAUCUCAAAGGAGGAGAAGUACGAUGAUGUGCAUAUGAUAUGUAACCCUAGCACAGGACAAUAUGUGAUUUUACCUGAAUUAAGAAGUUACCGACAGGCGGGAAGUUUUUUAGGGUUUGAUCCCAUUGACAAGCAAUUCAAGGUACUGGUCAUGGCUUGUGUAUAUGAUGAUCAUCAUAUUUUGACACUAGGAACUGGAAAAAUGAGUUGGAGGAAGAUCCAAUGUCCCUUAAGCCAUGAGCGUUUAGGUGAAGCAAAAUGCUUCAAUGGGGCUGUUUUUUAUUUAGCUAGAAAAACUGAUGACUGGUCUUGUGGGAUAGUUUGCUUUGAUGUCAGGUCUGAGAAGUUCAUGUUUAUAGAUGCAAAACACUUUGGUGUUUCAUUACAUACACAAUUGAUAAACUAUAAGGGUAAAUUAGGUGGGAUUAGUUUAAAGUAUGCUUGUGAUGGUGGAUUUCCCCUUGAGUUAUGUAUGUGGGUUCUAGAGGAUGUCGAGAAACGUAAAUGGUUGAAAUAUGUCUACACUUUGCAGGCUGAUAAUAAUCUAGUUAAGGUUAAAAACAAUCUUUUUGUUGUUGGGACGACUGCUACAGGUGAAAUUGUUUUGUCGAAGGAUAAAGGUAGUAUCAUCAUAAACACUAUUAAACCGUUUUAUGUUUUCUACUUCAAUCCUGAAAAGAACACUCUCCUUAGUGUUGAAAUCCAAGAUUUGGGGAACGCCAUGGACACCGGCACUGGCCAUGGAUGGUUUAACGGGUAUAGAGUUUACGCUUUUGCAGACGAUGUAGAGGAUCUUAAGUUUAACAUUAUGAAUACAACAUGUGCUCCAGCAUCUAUCAGCCCACCAGAACAGAAGCGUAAAGUCACGAGCACAUCAACAUCAUCUACAAAAGAUCAUUAAGUCAGCUAAAAGUUAUCAAAGAAGUUUUUAUUCGAGCCAUAGCCAUGGCUGCAGAAGUUUUCUUUAUAAUAUUCUCUCUAUGUUGCAUUUGAGUGUGUCACUUCUCAUUUACUAGUUUUGUAUGAGCUUUAUCACAAAAUGUUGGCUUACCAUUUUUUUUCUCUUUCUGGUUA